Ilex paraguariensis (yerba mate) is the source of this 1767-nucleotide messenger RNA. NCBI's taxonomy places the organism in Eukaryota, Viridiplantae, Streptophyta, Magnoliopsida, Aquifoliales, Aquifoliaceae. The record is from the annotation of a GenBank genome assembly.
UAUCUAGGAUCUCUCCCCCUCCCUCGCUUCUCUCUCUCUCUCACACGCACACAAUUUCUCUUACCAUCCAUGAAUCUUCCUACUUUACCAUCUCUUUGAGUUGACCCCACCACAUCCAUAUCUCCAUUUACCAAAAAUAUACAAUUUAUCACCCAUAAGCAUUAAAAAAUACCACACCAAGUCUUCGGGCAGCUCCUAUAUAUAUUCUACCUUCUAAGUUCUAACACAACCCAUUUCAUACAUCUCUCUCGUUCUCUCUUUAUCCCUCCCAUUGGAUCACUUUGUUCUCCCUUUCUCUCUCUAAAAGCAAUUGAAAUGGAUGGAAGUUCCACAGAUGAGAGCACAACCAGUGAGUCUCUCUCAAUUGCAGAGGGAUCGGCGUUGACUUUACCGGCGACAAAGGCACCGGAAAGUCCUUGCCGAGUUGGAAGUGGGUCAAGUGUGGUGUUUGAUUAUGAAGGUGGUGUCGAGGCCGAGUCUCGAAAGCUACCAUCUUCAAGAUUCAAAGGAGUAGUCCCUCAGCCUAAUGGCCGGUGGGGUGCUCAAAUCUAUGAAAAACACCAACGAGUCUGGUUGGGCACUUUCAAUGAAGAAGAAGAAGCAGCCAGAGCUUACGACGUCGCCGCCCAACGCUUCCGCGGCCGCGACGCCGUUACAAACUUCAAGCCAUCGUCUGAGACAGAAGAGGAUGAUCUCGAAUCAGCUUUCUUGAAUUCUCAGUCCAAAGCUGAGAUUGUUGACAUGCUCAGAAAACACACAUACAAUGAUGAGCUUGAGCAAAGCAAAAGAAACUAUGCUCAUAGCGAUAACAAUAGCAAAAGGGUGUCUAAAAAUGGCCUUGUUGGCCCUUUCGGGCCAGAACGUGGCCCAAAAGCCCGUGAACAGCUCUUUCAGAAGGCAGUAACACCGAGCGAUGUGGGUAAGCUGAACCGGCUCGUUAUACCAAAGCAACAUGCCGAAAAACACUUCCCUCUGGAAAAUGGGAACAAUUCCAAAGGGGUAUUGUUGAAUUUUGAAGAUAUUGGAGGUAAAGUGUGGCGAUUUCGAUACUCAUACUGGAAUAGUAGUCAGAGCUAUGUGCUUACAAAAGGGUGGAGUAGGUUUGUGAAAGAGAAGAACUUGCGGGCUGGUGACAUUGUGAGCUUCCAGAGAUCGACCGGGCCAGAGAAGCAGCUGUACAUAGACUGGAAGGCAAGGAAUGUACCGGGCCCGGUCGGGUUGUUGCCAGGCCCGGUUCAACCGGUGCAGAUGGUGAGACUAUUUGGGGUUAACAUAUUUAAGGUACCAGGUACUAGCAGUGGUAUUGAACAUGUUGAUAACAGUGGUAGUUGUAGUGGUAAGAGAAUGAGAGAAAUGGAGUUAUUAGCAGUAGGGUGUAGUAAGAAACAAAGGAUUAUAGAUGCUUUGUAACAUUUUGUUUCGUUUUUUGUCUUGUACUUUUUAGAUGGAAAGCAGGAACGAGGCCGGAGGGAGUUCGGAUCCUCCAUCGUACAACAGAGAUGUUGUUUCUUAAAACAAUAUCGUUACUUCCUAAAAUGAUGUUGUUUUAUUUAAUAAAAUGAUGUCCUUUUGAUGUAAGGAAGUGUCAUUUUGAAGAAUACCAUUCCUAUAGUUAAAAAUUUACAACAGAAGAUCCGGAUCCGUAUCUGUGAUAGUGGGGUAUUUCAAGUGGUAAAGUUCAAUUGUAUAUUAUAUAUUAAGCUAAUAAAAGGUUGAAGAGAGCCGAAAAAUGAAAAGCUGUCAAUUUGAUCUGUUCAAAGUUCUGAC